GGGAAAGUACUCCGGGGUGGCAACACUGAGAGCGGCAACACCGGCCACUCGAGCAGCUAAGGACAAUAUAUUUUAGCAUUGCGGCCAUUACCCUUGUUUUACCCCUCCACCAUGCCUACUGUCAGCCCCAUCAAGGAUUUCCUGGCGGGAGGGUUUGGAGGAAUGUGCCUGGUUGCUGCCGGACAUCCACUGGACACCAUUAAAGUGAGGCUGCAGACCCAGCCACUGCCAGCACCAGGACAAAAGCCUCUCUAUGCCGGAACUUGGGACUGUGCCUUGAAGACCAUUCGCAAUGAAGGCUUCUUUGGCCUUUACAAAGGUAUGGCGGCACCCUUGGUGGGAGUCACACCUAUUGUUUGCUGUUUGUUCUUGGGUUUUGGGAUUGGAAAGAAGCUCCAGCAAACUACUCCUGACCAACAGCUCACUGCCGUCCAACUGUUCAAUGCUGGCAUGUUAUCGGGAGUGUUCACUACUGCCAUCAUGACCCCUGGCGAGAGAAUCAAGUGCCUGCUGCAGGUUCAAGCUGCCAGUUCAGGGCCAAAGCUGUACAAGGGUCCUAUUGAUGUUGUGAAAGUGCUCUACAGGGAAGGAGGCAUUCGCAGCAUCUACAAGGGUACUUGUGCCACUCUUCUGAGAGAUGUCCCUGCAUCAGGGAUGUACUUCAUGUCAUACGAGUGGCUGAAGCGUUCUAUGGCACCAGCUGGUAAGGAGGGAGAACUGAGUCCCAUCCGCACAGUGGUGGCUGGUGGCAUUGCUGGGAUGCUGAACUGGCUGGUGGCUAUUGGCCCUGAUGUCCUCAAGAGCAGAUUGCAGACAGCUCCUGAGGGCAAGUAUCCAAAUGGGAUCCGAAGUGUGUUUGUGGAGAUCAUGAAGAAUGAGGGUCCACAAGCCCUGUUUAAGGGUGCAACCCCUGUUAUGAUCCGAGCCUUCCCUGCUAAUGCUGCCUGUUUCUUAGGAUAUGAGGUUGCUAUUAAGUUCCUGAAUAUGAUUGCUCCCAAUUUGUAAUUUAGACUGGCUAUAUUUUAAUGUGUACAAACAGAAUAGAUCAAUAACUAAGGUUAUCCAGUGAUGAACAUUGAUGUUACUGUGAUAUCUGUUUCGGUUAAUCUGUUUGGGUGCCAAUCAUUUUCUGCUUCUUUAUGUGGGGUGUUGGGGGUGAUGGAGAGGGAGAGAGGGGGUGCUGUGACAGAAUUAUGGUAGUUUGUGCACAAGAAGCUAUGUGAUAGGAAUGCCAUUUGAGUCAAUAGUGAGGCAGUGGCAGUCACACCAUAGCUUCUCACCUGCCAUAGGCACAAAAACAAGUUUGUUAGUGAAAUAUUAAGGAUUAACACCUCCUAUCCUAUUACAUUCAUCAUGUGGAGAAAAGUUGAGUAACUUUUGAUGGUGAUAUUCUUUUAAUUUAAAAUAGCUGCUGAGCAUUGUAUACCUCAGAAUUAAUGAAGCUCAUUUAAUAUGCUAAUCUGAACUGAUGCCCAUUUCCCAUAAUUCCCGCAAGGAUAAGCCAUGACAGAAGUGUCCAUGGAUUUGUUAUGUAAAUAUUAAAUUAAAUUUAUCAAUAUUCUAAAUGGGAAUACAACAGAUAUUUGAAGGUGAACUUGUACACUUCUAAUAAACCCUUAACAUUUUUAACAUGCAUGUAAAUAUAAAGCCAUGUACACAUGUAGCUUCUUAAUGCAUUUGCAGAUAUAAGCAACUCAGGGAUAGGCAGAAAUUUUAAUUUUCCAUACUUUGUCAUGCCAUGUAGAAAUGCAAGGGAGAAAUAAAGAAAGAAAAUAUCUCUGCAAAUGUAGAGGAAGCUACAUUUCUUUCUACUGAGCAGCAUUUUCUGCUGUUGUAUUGAACAAUUAAUUGAAAGGGACACAGUGCUCAACAACCAACUGCAAUGUGGUGUUGCACACUUAAGUUGUCUCUCCAAGCACUGCCCAAUGUGAAACUGGUCCCUCCACCAUAUGCAUUGUAGCCCCAUCUUUUUUUUUUAUAUUUAUUUUAUUUUAUUUUAUUUAUUUUUUUUAUGAAUAAUUAGCUAUAGGUCCAAAGGUCUGAGACAUAAAAUGAUAAGUAAAUAACAUUAAAGCUGCAGGAUAGUAGAGCCAGAUGCAGUCUUCUGUGUUGAUCAAACAAUUCACAUACUUCUCUCAUUGCUACACAGAAGUCUUUUUCUCUUAAUUUAGGUUUCUCAUAGAAUUUCUUGGGUAUCAUGCUUUUACUCAUUAAUACUGAAAUCAUAAACAGUGAAUACUUCACUUGAAUGAAACCAUGAGAUACAAAGAAAUACAGGAAGAUGCUGAUACAACUAGCAUUAACUGUGAUUAUACUACAUACUAACAAGUUAUGAGAAAUCAGCAAAGCCUCAGCACAUUUGAUAUCAAAAUAUAAAUUCCCUCCAAGGUGAUAACACUUCAUUGUCUGUCCAUUUUGUCACUUGGGACUUAACAGCCACAGAAGUGUACAUUUAAUAUCUUUAUAUUCUAUGUUGUGUUCAUUGCUUUAACUCUGUACCUUAUUCCUUCCUUUAUUCUUAUUGAAUUCUGUGCAGUAUUCCACAUAAGCUCGUGCAUAAAUGGGGCUAUACUGAAAUGCUAAUGCAAAGACAUGAGAAAAGUAAUUAGGAUAAAACAGCCACGCAGGAAUACUUCCAGUCACUUUUUCCCUCUUGAUUUGAGUUUUGGAUCUUAAUUGUACAUGUAAAAAAGUUACCUAAUACAAUAUAUUUCUCUAGAGAAGAACCUAUCAAUGCAAUUAAUAUAAGUAUUUUUUAGAGAGUGGAAUAGGUAGGAUUUCACAUUUAUUAAGGAUGUUAUAUCAUAGUUUACUGACUUUUUGUUUGUUUUAACAAAAUUAUUCAGACAUUGACACAGAUCUUGAGAACUACUUCAGUCAGCAGACUUAAGCAGAAAUAAAGUUUCCUAAUUAUAUACAGUACUAGGAUAUAUCUAUUUAAUGUUAUCAGAAAUGAAAAUCCAUGAAAAGUUCUAUAGCAAACAUGGUAAUGAGUGCCUUUAAAUGUUUUGCUUGAGAGUUUGAGAACAUGGUGUUAGUCGUCAGAGAUCUGCUAGAAUUCUUUAAAGGUCAUGUUGCAUUAACUAAUACUCUUGAAUGAAAAUUGUAAUGUUAUGUAAAGAAAAAUGUAAUUAUUGAAGUUGACAAACUUUACAGCUGAGGAUUGUUUGGUAGAAUCAAUAAAAAGUAGGUCAUGAAGUA
Messenger RNA from Scylla paramamosain (green mud crab), 3201 nucleotides. RefSeq names its product mitochondrial carnitine/acylcarnitine carrier protein-like. The record is from RefSeq and is a predicted model, not a curated record. Lineage: Eukaryota; Metazoa; Arthropoda; Malacostraca; Decapoda; Portunidae. Gene Ontology annotation, molecular function: O-acyl-L-carnitine transmembrane transporter activity. Gene Ontology annotation, cellular component: mitochondrial envelope. Gene Ontology annotation, biological process: mitochondrial transport; carnitine transmembrane transport.